This is a messenger RNA of Cynoglossus semilaevis (tongue sole), 3234 nucleotides long. RefSeq names its product retinol dehydrogenase 10a (gene rdh10a). The record is from RefSeq and is a predicted model, not a curated record. Gene Ontology annotation, molecular function: oxidoreductase activity, acting on the CH-OH group of donors, NAD or NADP as acceptor. Gene Ontology annotation, cellular component: lipid droplet. The transcript is spliced from 6 exons. Lineage: Eukaryota; Metazoa; Chordata; Actinopteri; Pleuronectiformes; Cynoglossidae. The coding region runs from base 897 to 1919 and encodes 340 amino acids.
AAUUAACCUGGUGAACUGUGAAGAAGAAAACCCGUCAUUGAUAAGAAGUAAUUGGUUCGUUGUCUAAAUAGUUAACUGUGAUAAUGAUAUGUAUUCGUUUAUAUUUUUCUUUGUAUUCGGGAAAUACUUUUUAACUGGACAAAGUUAGAUUUUAUAUCCACUUGAAACUCGCAAACAGUUUCAAUAAACAGUCCGCAAUUGAUACGGGUCUUAGUGUCCACUUCACACGGGAGCACGUGACCUGAUCUAGGUAAAAUAUUGAUACAUUUUGACGAUAACCUGAAGUUACACUUAAAUGCUGCCUAGUCCUUCCUCUCUGGAUUAAGGUAAGAUCACAUACUAUACUAAAUACUAAAAUAUGGGAUUGUCCCUUUAGUUAACCAUUUUCUUGGUUUAUCUGAUAGCUGUAAGCUUCCCUUUUAAUUAACCGAAUUUUACAAAAAAAACUUCGUAAUCCAGUGCAGGGAAGUAGACUUCCUAGACGAGAACUUCUUGUAAGGUAAAAUCCAGCAGGUUACAUCACCUCUGGGUGAAAUGAAUGCAGCAGACGCUUACGUCUAUUGGGUCCAGCACUGAUGGGUGGACUGCAUAAAUAGCGAGUGGGACGCAGCUAAGGAUGAGACGAGCGGAGCAGCAGCAGCAGCAGAAGCAGAGGAAGUGGGAGGAACAGUUGAUAGUAGCUAGUCACUAACUCUCCGGUUCAGGUCUCUGUGGCGGCAUAAAGAUCUGAAUGAGCAGCGUCUGAACUCUCCACUCUCCGUUCUGCCGUUUUCCUCUCUGACUGUUGCCUCUCCGUGAUCCAAGUUUCCGCGUUAAGCGCACUUCUCUGCUGCAAACAGGUUGCACAACAGUCUCUCCACCGCGCGUCCGCGUCUUCCACCAAGUGAUCCAACAAGAUGAUGAUGAUCAUCGCGGAGUUCUUCAUGGUCAUUUUGAAAGUGCUCUGGGCUUUCGUAACCGCCGGAGCCAAGUGGGUGGUGCGGCCGAAGGAGAAGAGCGUAGCGGGACAGGUGUGCUUGAUCACCGGCGCCGGUAGCGGCCUCGGGCGGCUCUUCGCCAAGGAGUUCGCCCGGAGACGCGCGGUACUUGUGUUGUGGGACAUAAACAACCAGAGCAACGAGGAAACAGCGGAGAUGGUGCGACAGAUUUACCAGGAGCUGGAGACUCCCCUGACAAAAGACGGACCCAUCGGAGGUGUGGAAGAGGUGGCUCCCUUUCAGCCCCAGGUCUACACUUAUGUGUGUGACGUGGGGAAGCGGGAGAGUGUGUAUUCCACGGCCGAGAAGGUGCGACGGGAGGUGGGAGAGGUGGACAUACUCAUCAACAACGCAGGUGUGGUGUCUGGCCAUCACCUCCUGGAGUGUCCCGAUGAGCUGAUCGAGCGCACCAUGGUGGUCAACUGCCAUGCACACUUCUGGACCACCAAGGCGUUUCUCCCCAAGAUGCUGGAGCUGAAUCAUGGCCACAUUGUGACGGUUGCCAGCUCUCUGGGUUUAUUCAGCACAGCUGGAGUGGAGGAUUACUGCGCCAGCAAGUUUGGUGCCAUCGGGUUCCACGAGUCGCUGAGCCACGAGCUGAAAGCCUCUGAGAAGGACGGCAUCAACAUGACUCUGGUGUGUCCUUACCUGGUGGACACUGGGAUGUUCAAAGGAUGCAGGAUAAGGAAAGAGAUCGAGCCUUUCCUGCCCCCCCUGAAGCCAGAGUUCUGCGUCAAACAGGCCAUGAGGGCUAUUCUCACAGACCAGCCCAUGAUCUGCACACCACGCAUCGUCUAUAUGGUCAACUUCAUGAAAAGCAUCCUGCCUUUCGAGGCUAUCGUCUGCAUGUACCGGUUCCUGGGGGCUGACAAGUGCAUGUACCCCUUCCUCGCUCAAAGAAAGGAAGCCAUGAACAACAACGAAGCAAAGAACGGGAUCUAGGCGACACUGAUGAGGGGGUGAAAAAACAAACAGGAUCACAGGGAAGGAGUCAGCACGUGGAAACGACCACUGAGGAUAAAGAUGGGGAAAAAAAGAAGACUGAAUCUAGACUGGUGCACUUGCAUUGAGCAAAUGCAAAGGUUUACCAUAUUGUUCCUCUGGAACAAAGAAAGCUGUGGACUACACAUCGGAUUUAUUUGACUUUGUUUAUGUCUCCUACCAUUUUUUUGUUUAAGUUUGUUUAAAGAAACCAGCAUCUAUAUACUAUGUCACUAGUUUUGAAAUCAUACAGGAAAAGAUACCGAUAAUUAACUAUUUACAUAAUGUAGUCACCAGCCUUAUCUAGUGUCAUUGUGGAGCUAUACAGUAUGUUACUGUACAAAACAGUAAAAAGUUUUUUUAAGUUUUUUUUUUCACUUUAUUUUUGUAGACAUGCACUGUAAUUUCAAUGUUUUUUUUUUCUUUUUUCUACACUGCCAGCAUUAAACACAUCAAGUUCCAAACACCCUAACAUCUCCCAAAACAGAGGCUCUUUCCCCCUUUAGCUCUCAUUAAAAAAAGAAAAAAUAUAUAAUAAAUUCACAAUUUUAUUUUCCUUUUUGUUAAAAUUCUUGUGUUGCAGACUUGUUAUCGUAAAGUCCAGUUCUGACACCUGCAGUGUUACUGUCUAAACAUCGUCCGUUUUCAAGGCCUGUGUUGACAAACCUCUCAGAAUGAAAGUGGAAGUUACCGUUCUGGGCUGAACUUGUAUGUCAUUCAGAAUGUACUGCUUAAGGAGAAACAGAGAGGAAACAAACGUUUCAUUUACAUUUUUUUCCUCAUUUGUCUUUAUUUUUUCCAUGAUUUGUGCUGUUUAUAUUGUAAAUUUGUUACCAAUAUUAUUUGUUAAGAGAAAAAAAAGCUGUCAUUUCAGGUAAACCACUGUCUCCAAGCUGAUGUGUGGUUGAGGGAAAUGUAUAAAAGACACUAACUUUGACCCCGCCCCCUUUUCCCAAAGUAACACUUUAACGCUCCUGUCUGUUUCCCACCGUGUACAGUCGAAGUGAAAUGUAAAUGUUUAAAUGUUAUGAAAACCCCAAGUUGUUUUUUUUUUUUUAAAUUCCACCUUACAUUCCAACGGGCGUCAUUUCUUCAGUCACAGCAAUGAGCCUUAAUUCUCUACCUCUUUGUUUGCCUUUUUUUGACAGUAUGACAUAAGCCUCUUUUUUUUUUUUGGUUUAUAACUUUCUGAAAAAAUGCUCCGUGGCAGAGCAAUGUGGUUCCAAUGUUUAGUGUCUCUACCUAACUUAAAUUAAUAAAGUGAUUUAGAUUAUUA